Molecule: messenger RNA, 519 nt
Organism: Rhagoletis zephyria (snowberry fruit fly)
Lineage: Eukaryota; Metazoa; Arthropoda; Insecta; Diptera; Tephritidae
Product: 3-methyl-2-oxobutanoate dehydrogenase [lipoamide] kinase, mitochondrial-like
Biological process (GO): regulation of glucose metabolic process; protein phosphorylation
Cellular component (GO): mitochondrion
Molecular function (GO): pyruvate dehydrogenase (acetyl-transferring) kinase activity
Source: RefSeq, a predicted model, not a curated record
AUGUCAGAGAGGUACUACGGACGGGCGCCGCCGGUGAAGAUCAACGGUCACGUCAAUGCCGCCUUUCCUUACAUUCGCACGCCGCUGGACUACAUUCUUCCGGAGCUGCUCAAAAAUGCCGUUCGCGCCACCGUGGAGGCCCACUACGACUCGCCGACGCUGCCACCCAUCAUGGUGACCAUCUCCACGAAUGACGUCGACUUCAUCAUUCGCAUCUCUGACCGCGGCGGCGGCAUCGCCCACGACCUGGUGGACCUGGUCACGCAGUACCACUUCACGACGGCCAGCCGGGCCGCCUCUGACUCUCGCUUCGACCGCGGCCUUUUCGAGAACAUCAUGACGGACAGUCAGGCAAGGGCGUCUCCGAUGCACGGUUUCGGCUUUGGCCUGCCCACCUCGCGCGCCUACGCCGAGUACCUCAAUGGGCGGCUGAGCAUCGAGUCGAUGCAGGGCAUCGGCACCGACGUCUACUUGCGCCUCCGACACAUAGAUGGCAAACACGAGUCAUUCAGAAUCUAA